This is a messenger RNA of Rattus rattus (black rat), 3338 nucleotides long. It is a transcript of the gene Tlcd5, whose product is annotated as TLC domain containing 5. Lineage: Eukaryota; Metazoa; Chordata; Mammalia; Rodentia; Muridae. The coding region runs from base 72 to 809 and encodes 245 amino acids. The transcript has 3 exons. Gene Ontology annotation, cellular component: membrane. The record is from RefSeq and is a predicted model, not a curated record.
CUGUCGCUGCGAUCCGGGCCCUGGGCUGUGGGCGCCCGGGCGCCGGAGGCUUCCUGGUGCGCUCCGCCAGGAUGGCAGUAGGUCUGUGUGUGCAGGUGCUGUGCAGCCUGGGUGGCUGGCUCUCCCUCUAUAUGUCUCUCUGCGGCCUGAAUAAGCACCGAAGCUGUGAGUGGAGCUGUCGGCUUGUGACCUUCACCCACGGAAUCCUCUCUAUAGGCCUGUCUGCUUACAUUGGCUUCAUCGAUGGUCCUUGGCCUUUUACCCACCCAGGCUCACCGAACACACCUCUCCAAGUUCACGUUCUGUGUCUUACCUUGGGUUACUUCAUCUUCGACUUGGGCUGGUGCAUCUAUUUCCAGUCUGAGGGCGCCCUGAUGCUGGCUCAUCACACACUGAGCAUCUUGGGGAUCAUCAUGGCCCUCGCGCUUGGGGAGUCUGGCACAGAGGUCAACGCCGUUCUCUUUGGAAGUGAGAUCACCAACCCGCUGCUCCAGAUGCGAUGGUUUCUCCGGGAAACUGGCCACUAUCACAGUUUCACAGGGGACGUAGUGGACUUCCUCUUUGUGGCCCUGUUCACGGGUGUGAGGAUCGGUGUAGGUGCUCAUCUCCUUUUCUGUGAAAUGGUCUCACCCACACCCAAGUGGUUUGUGAAGGUUGGGGGAGUGGCGAUGUACGCUGUGUCCUGGUGCUUCAUGGUUAGCAUCUGGCGCUUUGCGUGGAAGAAAAGCGUCAAGAAGUACCAUGCGUGGAGAAGCAGACGGAAUGAGGAGCGCCAGCUAAGACACAAUGGGCAUCUCAAGACACACUAGCUAAGGCUUGUUCCUAGUCAAUGGGUUGUGUUGAACUGGCCAUGGGACCAGGGUCAGAAACAGAGCUGAGCUUAUUAUAGGGCUUGAAAAGUGAGCUUAGUAGAGAGAGCACGUAGGUUUUGAAAAAGAGCUAAAGGUGAUGCUUAUCACUUCAGUCAGUUUCCAGGCUAAGCACAUGUUGUCUUGAAACACCUCCCCCUCAGCGAUGAUUGACAAGUGGGCGGGACUAUAUAGUGAUGACCGUUGUCUGUUGUUUUUGGGUCCCUAUGUUCAUGGGAGGUCUUGUUGAGUCAAAUCAGUGCUGUUUCUUGUUCUUGGAAAUAACUCCUUCCCCACACCUACUCUGGAGUUCUGGGAGAUAUUUUAAGUAUAUUCAUCCCAUGUACUGUAAAGGGAGGGACUCUCAGAAAGGGACAUGGGUUAGGCAUCCAAGCAUCUGUGCAUUGGAGCUGUUAUGCCAAGAAGGGCAGAGAGGUGGGAGGGAAACUAGCAAAGGCAGGAACUUCCCACUGGGCCUCCCUUCACGGACUGUGUCAGAGGUUCCCGAGGACACCCUUGGCUUCUCCCAAGGGCACCCUUGGCUUCCAUGAUUCAUCAAGAAGACUCGGGGCUUUGAUCUAGGACAAUGACAGGAUACAGAGACGACUCAGCAAAGGGAAAAGGAACCUUUGUCAAAGCUUGUGGGAUCUAAGCACCAGUCUCUAAAGUCUCCUGCUUGGAUAUACAGGAGUGAUUCAUGUCGACACACAUGAAAGUCAUCAAACACUCGGAGUCCGGAGCUUUUAUGGCAAUAGGUCAUGUAGGCACCUUCCAAGUAGCACAAGGCAAGAUUCAAGAUUCCCCAAAGCAGUCAUUUGGCAGAAGCCAUACUGUUGUUUUGGAAACAGUUUAGGAGCAGUAAGGCAAUCCUAAUGUUACAAUGUUACAACGUUACAAACAACGUUACAACGUUAUAAGCAGGCCUUUGCAAGGAUAGCAGCUUAGGAUUCCUGCUUCAACUGUGUGUGCACGAAAAGUGUAGAGCUGGCGCUUUGGGUGCCAGAUGAAUGAGGUGUGGGUAGAUUUAGAUUUACGUGGUCCAGUUGUACGGGUUCUGCCCUACCAGGAAAAGUAUGCCAGUUCUCAGGGCUUUUGUGAAUUAAUCUGCUAGGCAUGAGAGGCCAUGGCUAAAUUCCACGGGGAUUUACCAUGUGGAUUCCACUGUACUUGAGAUGGAGUUCAGGUUUCAGCUCCUGGUACAUACUGCAAACUAGAACCAAAGAUUUUAAUGUAUGUAUUGGCCUCAGGCUAUUUCCUUCCUCCCUUCCUUCCUUCUUCCUCUCCCUCCCUCUUUUCUUCCUUUUUUUUUGUUUUAGAUACACUUCCCCCCUUUUUUUUUUUAAUCAACUUUUCCCUUCUCCUGAGAUGUGGUCUUGCUUGUAUAGUUCAGGCUAGCCUUGAACUCUGUUCUCCUGCUUAACCCUCCUCAAUGCCAGGAUUACAGUCCUGUGCCACCAUGUCUAGCUCCAUCCAGUGUAGGGCUUUAAUGUGGGAAAAAAAAAGAGUAUUAUUUGCUAAUGUAUUUGCUAUCUUUACCAUGUUAUUUAGAUCAGUGGUGACUGGUUAGUUCAGGUGGUAAGCCAGGAAAUGGUGCUACUGAAGGAGCAAGGUUAAAGGUUAGCGAGUGAUGUCAGUUCAUUCUAUGGUCACUGGAGACACUAACCCAGUGAGUGGUAUUAGCUACACCAGUCAUGGGGGAGGUUGGAGACACAGACAUUCUUGCAAAUGGAAAGGUACUUUAACAACGGGACCUUUGAGGUGACAGUCAUAUAGCGAAAGAGGUGUCUUUUAGCUGUCGACCCCUUGUUUUUGUUUUCUGAACAGAUGGCACCAUGUCCCCCUUUCUCUGACAUAUGCUGGUGGUGUGUUCCUUUCCAGCAAAAUUGGGGGCAGAACUGGAAACUGGGGAAUGCUGAUUUCAGCAAAAGCAUAGCCAAAAAGAGUGGCUUGGCACACGGGCAUAAAGAAACAACAAAACAAAACUGGCUUUUGUAUUUUGGCACCGUGUAACCUGCUCCAGACCAGACAAGUGAGCAGGCUUAAUCUAAUACCGGCCCCUUUCUCCCUCCCUCCUCAGAAGUAAAGGAUUGUAGAUCUUUCUAUUUGAGGCAAACUCAAGGAAAUGCUUGUAGGGUUUUGUUUUGUUUUUUUAAAUUUAUUUUUUGAUAACAAGACACCUGAACAAGGGAUAAGUGGGGAGGAAUUCCUCAUUUCAGCUCUUCUUGAUGUUCUAAUUAGUAACUAUGAGGAAAUUCAGAGAUUUAAAACCCCGUGGAGAUGACUCAGCAGUUAAGAGGCUGCCUGUUUUUUAUGACACAGGUAAAGGAAGGGCAGAUUAGUGUGUGAUGUGUCCCCAAACACAAAAGGGAACACUUAACUUGCAUUUGAAUUACUGUGUAAUCAUCCCUGAUAUUGCUCAAGAAGGAUUUAUAUUUCAAUACGAUUUGUACUAAAUUUUAUAAAAAUAAAAUAACUUUAUACAAACCUGGA